AUGUCUGCUGGAAAAUACGUCCAAGCCUUGGACGACUGCAAAGAAGCUGAUGAGCUGGACCCGAACAAUGCCAAAAUCUUGCACAGAAUGGCCCGUAUUUACACCUCUCUGGGACGACCUAAAGAAGCGCUCGAAACCUAUGACCGUAUCGAUCCUCCUGCAUCGCAANAAGACCGCCAACCCGCUGUUACCAUGAACCACCAUCUCUCCGAGGCUGAAGAACAGAUCCGCAAUUCUACCUCUGGCUCCAUGGCUAUUUUCGCCCUCGACCAAGCCGAGAAGGGCCUUGGAUCUACCGUCACAAGACCACGAAAGUGGGCUCUGCUCAGGGGAGAGGCAUACCUGAAGAUGGGCAAUGUGAACGCCCUGGGAGAUGCACAAAACAUUGCCAUGUCCUUGUUGCGCAACAACAGCGCCGACCCCGAGGCCCUGGUACUCAGAGGUCGCGCUCUUUAUGCACAGGGUGAGAACGACAAGGCUCUGCAACAUUUCAGACAGGCCAUUAGCUGUGACCCUGACUUCAAGGAUGCCGUCAAAUAUUUGCGUAUGGUGCAAAAGCUUGAUCGCACAAAGGAAGAAGGAAACAACUACUUCAAGUCUGGAAAGUACGAACAGGCUGUUGAGACUUACACCUCUGCUCUUGAGAUUGAUCCGCAAAACCGUGGCACAAACUCCAAGAUUUUGCAAAACCGAGCGCUCUGCUACACUAAAGUACGUUGA
Messenger RNA from Aureobasidium musti, 720 nucleotides. The record is from the annotation of a GenBank genome assembly. NCBI's taxonomy places the organism in Eukaryota, Fungi, Ascomycota, Dothideomycetes, Dothideales, Saccotheciaceae.